Molecule: messenger RNA, 1744 nt
Organism: Gadus morhua (Atlantic cod)
Lineage: Eukaryota; Metazoa; Chordata; Actinopteri; Gadiformes; Gadidae
Product: protein ANKUB1
Exons: 6
Coding region: 62-1618 (518 amino acids)
Molecular function (GO): protein binding
Source: RefSeq, a predicted model, not a curated record
CACCAGCGAAGGGAAAGGGGAAGGAGGCAGCGGGGUCCUCACCACUGGAUGGCUGUCAGACAUGAAGAUCUUCGUCUCCUAUGAAGACUUCAGGGAGCCCUUCCACGUCUCCCCGGACCAGACUGUGGGGGUCGUUAAGCAGAUGGUGACGAAAUGCUUUCUUUUGCAACUAGCCAAUGACGAGGAUGUCCAGCAGGAGCUGGAGUUAAGUUACGCUGGUGCAUCUCUGCAGGACGGCUGGGCCCUGGGCGACGUGGGGGUCAGUCCUGGAGCUGUCCUCCGGUGCCUCAUUAAGAACAAACCACCACCUGCGAUACAGGUGUUCAAUGUAGUGACGCAUGAGACAUUCUCCGUUAUAGAACCUACACCCCUUUUGAGUACCACGGUAGCCAGGCUCAAAACAAUCAUCUCCCUGCAUGUGGGCCUACCAGUCAGCACCUUCAGACUGAGUACGGCUCUCGGAGUUGAACUCUAUGACUGCAACCUACUGAGCGACUAUGACAUAGAAUUGGGGAGUACUCUUCAAUUGGACACAUGGGACGGGUGGGUGGAGUUCCUUCAGGGCUGUGUUCGAGGACACAUAUUGGCAAUCCAAUGCCACCUGUCAAAAGAGAAGGCCGUGAUGAGGUUUCAACUGCGGGUGGCGCUCUCCAUCGCUGCCUUCAUGGGCCACCUGGAGCUAGCGGACUGGCUUCUACAGAGGAGGGCGCGCCCCGAGCGACCAGUAGGGGUCCAUCCGUAUCGUCUGUGGUGCCACAAAACUUCUCACCAAGACAGCAGCAAAUGCCCCAUCCACAUAGCCGCAGAGCGCGGUCAGCUUCUCAUCCUCAAACUCUUUGUCAGCAACAACCCUGUGACCUUGGCCACUAGAGACCGUUGUGGCCGCUGCCCCUUGCAGAUCGCCCUCCAGCACCGUCACAAAAUGUGUGUGUGCUACAUAGUCAGCAAGCUCUACUCGGUGAUGUCUCUUCCAAAGUUGUGUGUGUCCAUGCGUGUCUACCUUCAGAUCAAAGCCUGGGUGAAGGUAGGACAAACAAAAGCAGCAUUCAAGAGAGCGCAUGCAACCAGGGCUUCGAUUAAAUCCAGGGCCGGAGACACAGUGCUGGUGGAUGGCUUCACAGAGUCGAAAAUGUCAUCCAAACCUGUUAGAGAUGAGACCAACGUACCCAGAAAGAUUGGAGCCAAGGUUUUGACGCCUCUCACGGGUUCACGUCUACUCUACGGACGGCCACUAGAGGGAGACAAACAGCAGCUGCAGAGCCUGUGUCCUGCCGACAACGCUGUGUCCAAGAAAAUACAGAGACAACGAAUAAAUUGUAGAAAGAGAGGUGUUGAUGUCUUUUCAGGUGAAAGCAAGGAUUACAGGGAUAGAGAUUCGCCGGGAGGCAGGGCAUGGCUGCCACCCAUCACAUUUGGUACUAAUCCAAGGCAGCUAAAUCUCCAUGCGCAGGAAAAGCCCCUCAUGCUUAAUAACGCUCAUGGAAGUGGCGACCGCACCCACAAGGAAAAUGCCAUUUACUGGCUGGCCAUUUCCAGUACAUUUACAGAGAAAUCCUGGCUGCAGCAGCUAGGCGUGGCUCGUUCCCUGGCCCGAAGGUGUGUCCAGAGAAUGGACUAGAGACAUUCACAGGAGGAAGAAUUGUUCCCUCACUUUAUUUGUCACAUGACGUUUGAAACUAAAGUGGCACUGUGACGCACAGCAAACCAUAGACAAAUUGUUCAUAAAUAAAAUAUAUGAAAAGGC